AUGGUUAAGAAGUUCGAGGUUGCUGAGGAAAGGCGCGUAGUGAUUGGAGACAAUUUCACGUUUUCGCUACAUUCAAAUAAAUCAAACCUGCAAGUAGAGUUCAGGUCUAAAUCUGAGGAGAAUGCGCAGUUGUGGACAGUCAUUAACAACACAGUGAGAUGGGACGGCGAAGAGCGUGAGCGGAGAGCUUUAGUGCGGGACAAGGUGUUCCAGCUGAGCAGCGUCACCAAACAAGACGAGGGCUCUUACACCGUGUGGGAGAAACGCUCCAGCAGCGCAGUCAAGAACAUCCGUCUCUCAGUGGAAGGCCGCAAGGAAAACGUCACACUGUCAAAUGGAGAAACCAAGAAGAUUCCACUCUAUCGAAAAAAUGCAACCGUGUGGUUUAAACCUAGAGGCGCUGUCAACUCAUCCGUGAUUGUCGGUAGCGCAGCAGGGCUUGAAGACCGUGUGUCUGUCCAGGAUGGAGUGCUGACUCUAAGGAAGGUGACCAAAGAAGAGGAAGGGACCUACACAGUGCUGGAUUCAAAGGACGAGGUCAGGGCCAUCACUGUAACUGUGGAAGACUCAGUUGAAACCGAAAGGAAUUGGCACGUUGGCCUGAUAACAUUCGCUGCCCUGGGCUUUGUUAUUGCUGCAGCUUUCUUAAUGUGGAAGUGGAUUUACAAAACCCAGAACGAGGAACAUGUAGAAAUGCUGCAGGCUGCAGCAAACGGUCCUUGUGAGUAUGUUUGCAUUGGACCAUAAUGCAAUUUAUCAGUUAUUGGCUGUAAAUGUUCAUGAUAAUCAUGAGUUUGAGCUGAAUAAAUUAUGUACAUUUUCUUAUAGGAUGUCUUUUUAUUGCAAGAUUGUGCACAAACCCAAACUAAUACAACCAAAUUGCAUGUUUUUCACUGUUUUCAUUUUUGCAGGUGUAACUGUAGCAGGUUCUACUAUUCUUAAUAAGCACAACCGAUCUGAACAAUUUACAGGUAUGAUAGAUUUCAGACCACAAACGUGUUGAUUAAUUGGUUACGCUUACCUUAUAAAAGCAGUGUGUUCCUUCAUUAUACAAUGGUACACAUUUCCCAUGGUAGCUGUCUUCCCAGUUGUCUGGGUUGUCUUUCCAGCGUUUGGCGAAUUAAGGCAGGUCAGUUACAUUUCCCCUCUGCUCAGUGUGUUUCUUUUACUUGGAGAAUUAUUUUUAAUUGCAGUUUUGUUUUAGUUUCAGUAUCUGCAUUUUUUUAAAAAUGGUUUUAAUCUGUAAUAGGAGCAUUUGUUUGUACUAUACUGGGAGUAAGGUUAAAGCUGGUAUUGGUUGU
Molecule: messenger RNA, 1301 nt
Organism: Polyodon spathula (Mississippi paddlefish)
Lineage: Eukaryota; Metazoa; Chordata; Actinopteri; Acipenseriformes; Polyodontidae
Exons: 4
Coding region: 1-747 (248 amino acids)
Source: RefSeq, a predicted model, not a curated record